CUAUUCUUUACAUAUUUGAUGAAUUUUGCAAAGUAAACUUAAGCAAAUACUUUUUGAUUGGUCAAUAAUUAAUAUCACAGGUAAACAUUGAACAAAAGAGUUAUUAUAAUCAAAUGUUUCUCGUUUUUAUCACGGUUAUAAAAUAUAGCAAAAAUCUUUUGGAAAAAAUUUGGAAAAGAAGUUGAUGUAUAUAUAUUUUACAGCAUAAAUGAUCACGCCAUAUUUGUAAUAACAUAAAAUGUCGCUGUUUGCAACAAAUUUAAAAAGAAUUUUAAUAAUAAAGUUCAAACACCGCCAUGACAGUUUAUCAGAUCAAUAUAAUAGACUCUUUGUUAUGAAAAUGAUAUUAGCUUGCACAUUAAUAUCAGGGCUAAACUGGUUUAAAGAUCCUUUGAACUGCAUUGUACCUGCCAUAAGUUCUAUUGAUACUUCAUUUGUCACAACCGCCUGUUGGAUACAAGGUUUAUAUGUGUAUAAAGAAUUGAUUAACAGGACGGUCGACUCAAGCUAUUAUGGGAUUUCAAAAGACAUUGAUAUUGACGGAAUUUCUCGUACCGGAUCAGUUUGCGCUACAAUUGAAAAAGUUAGUAAUAACUCUACCGAUUGUGUUGCUAUGGAGAAAUUUUUUUUUUCACAGUAUCAAUGGAUUCCCUUUUUCUUGGCCGCAAUAUCUCUGCUGUAUUACAUUCCUUAUUUGGUAUUUCUCUCUGUAAACAGUGAUCUUGUUUCACUUAACAAAAGUUUGAAUAAUGGUCAGGAUUCAAAAUGGAUAGCGAUAUAUUACUUCAAGAAACACAACGCAUGUACAAUGUUUUUUAAAGUUAUUUUAAACUUGUCUAUAAAGAUUCUUUACGUUGCAACGAAUAUUGGCACUUUUGCAUUGUUUGAUUAUAUACUCAAUGGCUCCUUCCGUUAUUUUGGAUAUAAGUGGAUUAUUUGGGCAAAAUCUAAUGAUAACAAUAUUUAUAAAGAAGUAAACAAUUUUAGGAAACCUGGUAAUGAACUUUUCCCGCCGUUCGGUUAUUGUGAACUUUACGAGUCAACUAAAGACAUCAAGCACAGUGUAGCAAACAAGCACAAAUUUGUUUGUGAACUGUCGCAACAUAUUCUUUAUCAAUAUUGUUUUUUAAUUAUCUGGUUUUUGGUUAUAUGUGGAGUCGUGAUAUCUUUAUUCGGAUUUUUUAUUCAAAUAUUUCAGUAUUUUAGACUUCUUGUGCGACGUUGUUAUUUACGUGACCCACCAACGAAAAAGCUUUUAAACUCGCUUAACUUGUACGAACUGGUUUAUUUACAACGUAUAGAAUCUAAAGAUGGACAUUUAUACAAUGAGGUUAUUGAGGAAUUAAAAAGACUAGCCUAUAUUUAAAGUUAUAAAAAUAAAAGUUUUGCAUUGAAGUUAUUGAGAAAAAGAAUAAUCUUUAUCUAACGGACAUAAAGUUGAACAACUAGAUACAAGCUGUUGAAUUUAAAGUUUUUAAAAAUUCAAAACAUCGUUCAAGAUCAAACACCCGUUGCAAGCAUAUGAAUUAAGUUAUCUUGUGCAUUGAAAGUGGAAAAGAUAAGCUUGAAAUGUUCCUUGCACCAUCAGAAAAACCUUUUCGUGGUUUUUUAAAAUAAAAGAAGUAUAUAAACUAAAUGUUCGGCCAAUAAAUUUGAAUAAUCAAGAACAUAGCUGUAAAUUGAAGUUAAAUAUUAGUUAAAGAAAAUACAAAACGUUUUAAAACUCAAAUGGAUCAAACUAAUCUUGAAUAAUCGAGAAAAUUAAUUAUAAUCAUAAUUCAUGUUUAUUUUAAAAUGCUCCUCUCGCAAAUGGUUAAAUAUAUAAGGUAAAUAUUGAAUGGUUUAGCAUUAUUGUUUAUCAGGCCAAAUAUAUAUUAUAAUUUUAUAAAACAGUCGGUUGUCUCCAUUUGAUAAUUUUGUUGUCUAUAAUAUUUGAACAAAUGUAACGUAAGAGUAUUUAAGCUAUAUAAUAGAUAUAUUAUGAAAUUCUAAAAUAUAGAGAUAUUUACAUUUAAAAUGUUUUUCUAAAAUUAAUUUUGUUUAUUUUUUGAAUAUGUAACAUGUAUAUAAAAAACCUGACAAUUUUGAUUAACUGCGUAAAACAUAUAUGUAAAGAACUUGACAUCUUUGUUUAUCACGUGUAAAACAUAUAUGAAAAGACUCGCUUUUCAAGUU
Molecule: messenger RNA, 2175 nt
Organism: Hydra vulgaris (swiftwater hydra)
Lineage: Eukaryota; Metazoa; Cnidaria; Hydrozoa; Anthoathecata; Hydridae
Product: innexin inx4
Source: RefSeq, a predicted model, not a curated record